CUUUUGUCCUUCAUCAAUCCGACAACUCCUCGGCCGUCCCUCCACAAUUCCACUCUCCAUGUCCACAACAAACAAAGGGGUAGAAAAGUAAUUUCACCUUCCCAACAGAUCAAUCAUCACCGUUGGAUCAUUCCCAUCCCUCUGUAUAAAUAACCACCUCCACCCUCUUCCCUCCGAUUCACACCCCUCCGAGGAAAGAGCUUAUCAAGUCCGUGGCAGUUAUUAAAAAAAGCCCAUUUCCAUUUUUGCCAUCGGACACUAACUUCUCCCCUAGGCAAAAUGAGAGAGAUUCUUCAUAUUCAAGGAGGGCAAUGUGGGAAUCAAAUUGGAUCAAAGUUCUGGGAGGUGGUUUGUGAUGAGCAUGGCAUAGAUCCCACCGGCCGGUACACCGGGAAUUCUGAUCUUCAGCUGGAAAGAGUGAAUGUGUAUUUCAAUGAAGUCAAUAAUGGAAGGUAUGUGCCGAGAGCGGUUCUCAUGGACCUUGAACCCGGCACCAUGGACAGCGUCCGGACCGGACCGUACGGUCAGAUUUUCCGGCCCGACAACUUCGUGUUCGGGCAGUCCGGUGCCGGAAACAACUGGGCUAAAGGGCAUUACACUGAAGGUGCAGAGCUUAUUGAUUCGGUUUUGGAUGUUGUGAGGAAGGAAGCAGAGAACUGUGAUUGCUUGCAAGGAUUUCAAGUAUGUCAUUCACUUGGAGGUGGAACUGGGUCGGGAAUGGGAACUCUACUGAUUUCAAAGAUUAGAGAAGAAUUCCCAGAUAGAAUGAUGAUGACUUUCUCAGUUUUUCCAUCUCCAAAGGUUUCUGAUACAGUUGUUGAGCCUUACAAUGCAACACUCUCUGUUCAUCAACUGGUUGAGAAUGCUGACGAAUGCAUGGUCCUUGACAAUGAAGCUCUUUACGAUAUCUGCUUCAGAACUCUCAAGCUCACCACCCCUAGCUUUGGGGAUUUGAACCAUCUCAUUUCUGCAACAAUGAGUGGAGUUACUUGCUGCUUAAGAUUUCCCGGCCAGCUCAACUCUGAUCUUCGAAAACUUGCCGUGAACUUAAUCCCUUUCCCAAGGCUUCACUUCUUCAUGGUGGGUUUUGCUCCAUUGACAUCAAGAGGAUCACAGCAAUACCGUUCUCUCAGUGUCCCUGAACUCACACAGCAAAUGUGGGACGCCAAGAACAUGAUGUGUGCUGCCGAUCCUCGCCAUGGACGAUAUCUCACUGCUUCAGCAAUGUUCAGAGGCAAAAUGAGCACUAAAGAAGUAGACGAGCAGAUGAUCAAUGUGCAGAACAGAAACUCAUCCUACUUCGUUGAGUGGAUCCCAAACAAUGUGAAAUCAAGUGUUUGUGAUAUUCCUCCAAGAGGGCUUUCAAUGGCUUCCACUUUCGUUGGGAAUUCGACAUCCAUACAGGAAAUGUUCAGAAGGGUGAGUGAGCAAUUCACUGCUAUGUUUAGGAGGAAAGCUUUCUUGCAUUGGUAUACUGGUGAAGGAAUGGAUGAGAUGGAGUUUACUGAGGCAGAAAGCAAUAUGAAUGAUCUUGUUGCGGAGUAUCAGCAAUAUCAGGAUGCUACUGUGGAAGAAGAUGUUGAAUACGAAGAAGAUGAUGGUGGUGAUGUCGUUGAAAACUGAAGGUGUUCUUCUUCUUUGCUGUUUCGUGUGAUUCGAUCAGUAAUUAACCAAUAAACUUUUUGCUUUCCGGUUAAGUGCUUUUAUAUAUAUUUAUAUAUAUGAUAUUAUAUAUUUAUAUAUAUAUAUAUAUAUUAAUGUCAUAUUGGGAAUUGUAUGAAAGAAAAAUGAUAUGUAUCUCUCUAUUGGAGAUAUUUUCAUUAUCGAAUUUAGAAUUUUUAUAUUCGAACUAGA
Ziziphus jujuba (common jujube) is the source of this 1854-nucleotide messenger RNA. RefSeq names its product tubulin beta chain. Gene Ontology annotation, cellular component: microtubule; cytoplasm. The coding region runs from base 280 to 1623 and encodes 447 amino acids. The transcript is spliced from 3 exons. Gene Ontology annotation, molecular function: GTPase activity; GTP binding; structural constituent of cytoskeleton. Gene Ontology annotation, biological process: mitotic cell cycle; microtubule cytoskeleton organization. The record is from RefSeq and is a predicted model, not a curated record. NCBI's taxonomy places the organism in Eukaryota, Viridiplantae, Streptophyta, Magnoliopsida, Rosales, Rhamnaceae.